ACUACUUGUCCAUCUAUCUCAUCUCCCCAUCCAGUCUUGUUUUCUCAUCCACCCACCCACCCAUAACACAAGCCAAACAAUAAUAAUAAUAAUGGCUUCCACUUCAGCAGUUUUCAUGGCCAUGCCAUUGACCACCCACAACAACAAGACUGUUGCCACAACCUCUUCCUUGUUCAACCCUUUGCAACUAAUUAAUAAGAAGGCCACCUCCUCUUCUUUAAAGAAGAAGAACAGGGCAUUGGUGGUGAACAUGAGCUCCUUGAAGGAGAACGCAGCCACGGCUGUUGUCACAGCCGCAGCUCUAACGGCAUCCAUGGUGGUCCCAGAGGUAGCACAGGCAGCAUCCAGUGUUACUCCGUCGCUAAACAACUUCUUGCUGAGCAUCGGAGCUGGUGGGGUUGUGCUUGGUGGCAUUUUGGGAGCUAUCAUCGGUGUUUCCAACUUUGACCCUGUCAAGCGCGGUUAAAUUAUUAUUCUUCCGUUAUAAUAAUUAAUAUCCCUUUUUAAUUUUGUACCAUGUCUUUGUGAUUCCUCCUCUAUAUAUCUACUCUGUGUAUGAAUUACUCGUAUUAUUUACUCUGUCCCAUUUCUUUUUCUUUA
Messenger RNA from Erigeron canadensis, 600 nucleotides. RefSeq lists its product as uncharacterized. Gene Ontology annotation, biological process: photosynthesis. The transcript has a single exon. NCBI's taxonomy places the organism in Eukaryota, Viridiplantae, Streptophyta, Magnoliopsida, Asterales, Asteraceae. The coding region runs from base 92 to 466 and encodes 124 amino acids. The record is from RefSeq and is a predicted model, not a curated record. Gene Ontology annotation, cellular component: photosystem II; membrane.